This is a messenger RNA of Neurospora tetraspora, 3403 nucleotides long. Its product is annotated as myosin-binding striated muscle assembly central-domain-containing protein. Gene Ontology annotation, molecular function: Hsp90 protein binding. The coding region runs from base 222 to 3218 and encodes 998 amino acids. The record is from RefSeq and is a predicted model, not a curated record. The transcript has 3 exons. Gene Ontology annotation, cellular component: cytoplasm. NCBI's taxonomy places the organism in Eukaryota, Fungi, Ascomycota, Sordariomycetes, Sordariales, Sordariaceae.
GGGAUGUUAUCUCUUUGGUCUAAGGUCUGGGGGAUGACCCGAACCCUGGAAUUUCCCGAGGUGCCCUCUCACAUGGUGGGGUAGCCCUCCCUCUAGCCUCCAAAAUACUACGCAGUAGCGCGGGAUGGAUUGGCGAAGAUUGGGGGCGUCGAGGUUGGUGAGGGGGCACGGGCACAAAGCAGCCGCUGUCUGAUUUGACCGGACGCUGACUGCAUUUUCUCAUGCAUUUCGAAGAUGCUUGGUACCGGUGCAGGAAGGUGCAGAAUGGUGUGGUGUAUCGAUACGCAGGAUACGGUACCACCUAUCCUGCCAUCCUGCCAUCCACUGUUCCCCUCAAUCUAGCAUUUCCCCGAGUCCAAGAAUCUGGCACGAGAUAUGUAAAUCCAUCACCCGCCUUCUUCAGGGUCUGUUGCUGUCUGUCUGAUGACAGGUUUGAUAGGCGUGUUUUGAUACACAGCAGAUACCCGUCUGGAAACAAAACGGACAAAAAAGAUGUUUCCACUUGGUUGCAUGGAACACUGAGGAAAGAGCGCGGCUACAGCGACCAGGGGCCCAUUACUAACACGUCCGCUACCUACGGGGCCGCUAACGGGGGGUCGCAGCUGGAACCUAAACCAUCUCCCAUCUUCGCAUCCUGGGCAAUCUACCAUCUUCGCGCAGCAUCUUGCAAACAUUUCCCCGUUCUUCUGAGCCGUGACAAGGUCCUGGCAGAUAGAAGGAGGCCCACCAUUCCUGUCUCACCUUAUUAUCCCGUCCACGAGUCCAUCGACCUUCGAGACCCCGAUACCCCUCGUUUCCUCGACUACCUACCUACCUUGCUUGCCAUCGACUUAUCGAUAACCACUGUACCACCCGUUGUACCACCCGCGCCCGCACGACAACCUAACCUGUACAACCUACCGCGCUUAUCCCGAGACUUGCAAACGUGCGCUCUACAUCAGAAUCGAUUCAUACUCGCGGGGUGCCCCUCACCUGCUACCUUAGCUCCAACAUCCUCGACCUUCCGAACAGUAACAGUUUCCUCUGUAACAUCCCACAUCAACGACAAGGUCAAUCACACCACGAUGGCCUCCGUUUCCACCACGGGGCCGAAUGCCCAGACAACUGCGAUUCAUAAUGACCUGGGAAGGGAAGAUCAGACACUGCUCCUGUUUGCCCACCUGAUGGAGGGCGGCAAGGAAGACGAGGAGACGGUCGAAAGUUUGGGCAAGCUGACCAAGCUGCUCAACGACGAUGUCGAGGCCACCAAGAAGGGAGAGAAAUCCAUUACCACCGUCAUAGAUAGCGACUGCGUCGAUACCAUGUUGUGUUAUCUGGAUAUGAGACAGUCCGACAUUGUUCGCGGUCAUGCUGCUCUCUGCACCUCUGCUUACCUCAAGGCCGCCGGCGACGACGGCAGCAAGAAGCUCUCCGCCUUCUUCCUCGACCGGGUCCAACGAGGCACCUACGACGACUAUAUUGUGGCGUUUUGCGUGGCAGCUACCAUCUUCCCCAUCGUCCCCGAUCUCACGUCCGACCUUUUCCUCACCGAAGGUUUCCUCCCCAGUCUAGGCCCGCUUAUGAGGCGCAAGUGGAAGAGCCGCAAAGUCGAGACAGCCUGCCUCGAAAUGCUCAACGCUGCUUGCAUGCACUCUCACUGCCGUGAAGCUGUCCAGAAGUACUGCAUCGACUGGCUAGAGGAGAUUGUGGACCAGGAUACCGAGAAGGUUAUCGAGUCCAUGUACACCACCGAUCCCGACGUCGCCGUCCAGGAGGGUUCCGUUUCCAUGAGGAGGCACUCGAUCCAUGUCCAGAACCUGGCCGCCGUGGUCUUGACCAAGCUCAGGGUGAGCCUCCAACUGCCUCCGUCACCCACCUCCGAGGCACCUCCAAACUUGUCCGACCCAUCCCAGCCCCGGAUACAGCCGGCGACAACCAGCGUAGAAGAUCUCUCCAAAAAGUUUACCCAGAUGCUCAUCAAGGACCCCGAACAUUCCAGCCAAGCCUCGGUCGAAGGACUCGCCUAUGCAUCGAUCCGCUCCAAGGUUAAGGAGGAACUAGCCGGUGAUCCCGAAUUUCUCAAAUCACUUGUAAAAACACUCGAGUCGGCGCCGCCCAGGUCCCCUCUCAUGUACGGCGCUCUCAGCAUUUUUGUUAACCUUACACAAUACCGUCCAGCCCUUACAGAAGAACAAAAGCGCAUAAGUCAACUCAAGGCCUAUGCGGAUGCAGCAGGCAAGCUUCAACCCGACCCCCUGAACGACAACGAACAUGUCAGCGCACGCUGUAAACGUGUCUUCGAAGCCGGCCUCACCCCCGUUCUCGUGACCAUCAGCAAAACCAGCUCCGUAGCCUCCCUCACCCUCGUCAUCUCGGUUCUCAACUCGCUCUCCAUGACACCCUCUAUGCGGGGACCGCUUGCUCAACAAGGCGCCGUCCGUCUGCUGAUCGGUGCCUGGACCAACCUGCCCGAAGACGACCCGAAGAACAUGACAGUCCGACGAACCGCCGCCCAGGCCCUCGCCCGUAUCCUUAUCUCCACAAACCCGAUGCUCGUCUUCGGCGGCUCCCGUACCACCCCCAUGAGCACCGCCAUCCGACCCCUCGUCCACAUCCUUCUCCCCGACCAAACCGCCGAAACACGCGAUCUCCUCCCGACGUUCGAGUCCCUCAUGGCGCUCACCAACCUCGCUGCUGUUGACGACGACACCCGCCGCACCAUUGUCCGCGUGGCUUGGAGGGAUAUUGAGGAGCUUCUCCUGUACAACAACCCUCGCAUCACCACUGCAGCCGUCGAGCUCGUUUGCAACAUCGUCCAAUCCCCCGAAGAAGCCGAGGCGCUCUUUGCCGAUACCAGCAAACCGCAGGCGCAGACCAGGCUGAAAAUCCUUGUAGCUCUAGCGGACGCCGAAGACGCCGCUACACGCAGUGCUGCCGGUGGUGCCUUGGCUGCCUUGACGGGAUAUGAGAGCGUGGUGAAGGCUAUUGCGGAGCGCGAACGCGGACCGGAGAUUAUUCUUGGGCUGUGCGAGGACGAUAACGAGGAUCUAAGGCACCGCGGCGUAUUUGUUUUGUUGAAUAUGGUGGCAUGCGAGGGCCAGACGGGCAAGCUGGCCAGAGAGAAGUUUAUGAGCAAGGGCGCGGUGGAGAUCAUGAGGGAUGUGGUUACCAGGUCGAAGAGGAGGGAGAUUGUGGAGCUGGCUGUGCAGUGUCUGAAGUUGUUGUUGGGGAAGGAGUGAUUUGCUUUUCGUGAGAAGCAAAGAGGCCAAUGUUGUGGAGGUACAUGAGAUGCCUUGCUGAUUUGUUCUGUUUUCUUUAUUUCAACUGUUUGAGUAUGUUGUUGUACAAAAACAGUGGUACGGUUCACUUACGGGAUUGGGGGCAUGGCGGACAAGGCCGGGGACAGGUAACAGGCAUCGUCAAU